AUGUCCGCCCCUCAAGUGGCUACGACCGCCGCUACGGCUGUGGCCCCAGUGGUCAGAUCAGUUGUGCGAAAAUCGCCUCAAGGAAAGAAACAAGUUUUCCUACCCAAUUUCACGCUCACUCUCCUCCGCACGCCGAACCUCCCUCCCACCUUUGCAUCCUUCAUCGUCCCCCUAAACCUCAACAAGCUCGACCUACGUGAUUACAUGUGGAAUGUCUACGGGGUACCCGUACGAGGAGUGCGGUCUUAUAUCCAGCAGCAGAAGUUAAGGCAGGAUAAACCGGGUGCGAAGAGACCGGCGCCCCGGAGGUGGUUCAGACCAAGGAGUAUUAAGAAGAUGAUGAUAGAGAUGGAGCAGCCGUUUGUGUGGCCUGAAGAGCCGACAAACUUUGAUGAGUGGGAUAAAGAUACUCAUGACGCUGCGAAGAAAGAACGUGAGGCGACAGAAGCUACGUUCAGGCCCGAUAUACGUGAGAAGCCAACAGCGGAGCGUAAAAGUAUAGCAGAACAAGCAAAGGCCCUCCUGAGAGGGGAGGAUACUUGGACACCAGCGGCGUCACAGUGGGAAGAUGAUGGGGAAGCGGUGGAGGUAGAGAAAGAUGUUAAAAUAUGA
This is a messenger RNA of Lachnellula hyalina, 612 nucleotides long. It is a transcript of the gene mrp20, whose product is annotated as 54S ribosomal protein, mitochondrial. The record is from RefSeq and is a predicted model, not a curated record. The coding region runs from base 1 to 612 and encodes 203 amino acids. NCBI's taxonomy places the organism in Eukaryota, Fungi, Ascomycota, Leotiomycetes, Helotiales, Lachnaceae. Gene Ontology annotation, cellular component: mitochondrial large ribosomal subunit; ribosome. The transcript has 3 exons. Gene Ontology annotation, biological process: mitochondrial translation. Gene Ontology annotation, molecular function: structural constituent of ribosome.